UCAAGAGAUAUAAAAAUGGAAAUUCUGGACAAAGUUGCUCAGGUAGCUUUUGGCUUAAAGGCUUAUCCAGAUCAUAAUGAACUUGAAUCGAUUGCUUAUGCUUUGAUACUCAAAUACCCUUGCCUCAAAGAACCUGGUAAAGGAAAAGGUUAUGAAGGRUGGCUGGUCAGCAUUAGGAACAAGCUCAAUAAUUACAGAGCAAAGUUGCGAGAGGCAGGUUGCAGUGAAGUCUCUGUUAACAAGAAACAGAAAGCAGAUGGAGACACAACUAAGUACACCCUGAAAAGAGCUAAACGUGGAGAGGUUAACCAUGUUCCUGAACACCCAGAGCAGCACAGUGAUGCCUCACUUGAGGAGGAAAGAMUUCUUUUAGUGGAAGCAACCAAGAAGGCACGUGUGGACAGUACUCUCAUCAGAGAGAAGAUGGAUUUAACUUUCUCRUUGAGAAGAAAGGAGGUGGUGGAGGAGCAACCCAUGGUGAUGGAAAUACAGAAGAGAUGGCCUGCUUUGCUUUGGAAAGACCAGAUCUGUGAGGAGUUUUUCCGCAUCACAAACAAAGAUUUGAUAGGGACAUUCAGAGCUGCAGUGGACAAUUACGUCCCUAAACUUCUGCGGCUAUACCGUGCCCGUAAAGGAUGCUUUGGAAAGGAAAUGGAAAAUCUCCUUGGGAGACUUGAUGAUGAGACCUCUAACAUCAUUGGACAUCGCAGGGAUGUUGCACUUCGAGGCCUUCCAGUGUUCCUUCGUGAAGAUCCCAAAGAACUUUUCAAAGAGUGUCUUGAGACUGAUCCAGAAGAAGAGGCAACCAAGGGUGUGGCUGUGGGCCUACUGUUUGUUCUGGAGGACUGUGGUGCAGCAGUGKCUUCUACAUCAGUGCAGAGCAUCGAUAUUAUUCUGGAGGAAGCAAUAGUUCUUGAUGACAUCCAAGAUCUUCCAACAGCGUUGGCAUAUCUUUUUGGCCUUCUCUAUGCUGUAAAUAUUUCUUACCCAAAGRCUCUGAAGUACACUUUUGAUGCACUUCAAAACAU
Molecule: messenger RNA, 1028 nt
Organism: Austrofundulus limnaeus
Lineage: Eukaryota; Metazoa; Chordata; Actinopteri; Cyprinodontiformes; Rivulidae
Source: RefSeq, a predicted model, not a curated record